Venustampulla echinocandica is the source of this 1545-nucleotide messenger RNA. RefSeq lists its product as uncharacterized. NCBI's taxonomy places the organism in Eukaryota, Fungi, Ascomycota, Leotiomycetes, Helotiales, Pleuroascaceae. Gene Ontology annotation, molecular function: protein binding. Bases 1 to 1545 code for a protein of 514 amino acids. The record is from RefSeq and is a predicted model, not a curated record. The transcript has 7 exons.
AUGAUGCCCAAGCCCAAGCUAAAGCAGUUCUUGAAAGAGAACAAAAAGAAAUCCAAGCACGCUCCCCAGCGUCCGACCACCGCCGAUGAGUACUUAGCAGGCAAGUGGUAUGAAAAAGCAAAAGAGGCGGGAGUCGAUUUUGAAGAGGCGGGUGAGAAAUGGCGAGGUGGUGAUGCGGUCAAGUCUGCGAGGUUCUUCGUCCGGGCUAUUGAUUGCUAUAAUGAAGGCUUGGGGAAAUUCCCAACUUCCUUUGAUCUGGCCUACAACAAGGCCCGAGUCCAGUAUGAGCUCUCUCAGCACCCGAGGCUGCUCGCCCAGCUGCCUGGAAACCUUUGGGAGCUGCUACAGACUGCGCUUGAAUCAAGUCGAUAUGCGUUGACUUUAAAUCAAACCGAUGCUGAUGUUUUAUUUAAUACCGCCCAGAUCCUAACCAGUCUCGCGGAAGGGCUCCAUCGCCAGCAUUCCGUCGGUAACGAGGAUUCUGACCAAGCAGCCCGCGCAUAUCUUGAGGAAGCACUAGAUCUCUUCCAGCGCUGCUUCGAACUACAAACGAGUCAAUACGGAGAGUUUCAAGCUCAGUUAGCAGCCAGUGCCAAUCCGGGAUCAGAGGCAUCGACGGGCCCCGAAGUUCAAUCGUCCGAGGAUCAGCAAGCACAGGGUGCUGCAAAUGACCAAGAAGAGCGAUGGGUGACUGUUACUUCACCAGUCUCCAAAGAGACUCUACGCGAAACGGUCCUCGCCCAACUCGAGACCCUCACUUCCCUUUGCGAUGUGUGUAAAGACGACAAGCUCAUGUAUAUAAUCGAGCAAUACGCCGAGCCUAUUAUUACAGAGAGACUCGCUGUAUUGGUAGAUGGCACCGAUCGCGAGCUUGAGGCUGCAAUCGCCCGAGCAGCCUAUACAUGUGCCGUUGCAGAUGCUAAGUUUCGUCUGGGCUACCCUGGCACUGAUAUAAGGACCUACGUCGCCAAUGUCCAAGCGGCCUGGCAGCCUUUAGACCUAAACGACCACGUGGAGGGUUUAGGCAAACGCGCCGAUGCCCUAGGCACUUGCAGUAUCUCUGUUCGUCUAAGCCGGGAAGGGGAUACAGUCGAAGCCGGCACCUUACGGUGGACAAUAUUAAGCCAGGCCCUCCAAGACCUGACCGCAGCAUCCAAAUUCCCCGACGACGUGAACAUGGGGCAGAUCAACCUACUCCGAGGGGACAUGGAGCUCAUGCGAUCCCGUCUCGGCCUACCACCAUUAAACCUCGAUGUCGCGGUCAAAAACCAGCGUGUGUUGGUCAAGAAUGCAGAGAAAUACUAUAGGGGGGCCAAGGGCUUGACUGCUUCCGAGGGACCUCCAACUGAUGAUAAUAUUGAAGCUACUGUGAAAGAGGCGCUUGCAAAAGCACUCUCCGGAGAUUCCGCACUGCUUGUGCAAGUGAGAGGAGAAUUCCCUACGGCGGAAGGUAUACUGGCGGAAGCUUUUGAGGAAGGCUUGUUUACUCCGGACCAGAUUGAUCAGGACGAUACGAUGGAUCUUGGAGGUGGAGUUUCAAUUUAA